UUUUUUUAGGGCAGCAGCUUGAAAAACAGAAGUGGGCUGUGACCAUGAAAGUUCAUGAUACUAUUUAUAAUUUUUGUUAGUUUCUAAGGUGUUAGAGGACCUUGUUGUUUAAGGGUUUUUGGUUUUUUUUAAGUUAUAGACUAACAUGGAUACUCCUCUGAAAGUUCUAUGGGUUAAACAAUCUUUGGCAACUUGUUGAACUGCUAUUGGAGGGCAGAAGGCAGAACAAAUGUUCUUCAUGUGAUAACCUCUUUUAAGAAUUUACUGAAUCGGCUUUAAGUAAGGACUCAUGUUAUGCCUUGUGGCAGUGCGGUGUUAUUUGGAAUGUACCGUGAAAUUGAAUGACUUGAAAAUGGAUUCAUCGUCUCAUGAGUUCCCAGUGACCAUUUUAGAACAGACUGCCUCACAGUUAGGAUGCAAUCCAACAGAUGAGAAACUUGCUUUGCACUUAGAUGAAGAAGAUGAGCUGAAACACCUCCGUGAAUGUUUCCAUAUUCCAAAAGUGAAGGAUCUACCUCCAACUAACCCAACUUUAGUGAAUGACAAUGAAAGCUGCAUCUACUUUGCUGGGAAUUCUCUUGGACUUCAGCCAAAAAAAGUUAAAGCUUACCUGGAUGAAGAGUUGGAUAUGUGGGCUAGAACAGGUAUUCAUGGUCAUUUCAAUGGCAAGCGCCCAUGGGCUUUAGGAGAUGAGUGCAUCGUGGAGCUUAUGGCUGGAAUUGUGGGUGCUCAUAAGGAAGAAAUAGCUCUAAUGAAUGGCCUGACUGUUAAUCUGCAUCUCCAAAUGUUAUCUUUUUUUAAUCCUUCUCCAAGUCGCUAUAAAAUUCUUCUAGAAGCCAAAGCCUUUCCCUCUGACCACUAUGCUGUUGAAUCUCAGCUUCAACUUCAUAGACUUGAUGUGGAGAAAUGUAUGCUCAUGAUACAGCCACGUGAGGGGGAGGAGACCUUGAGAACUGAAGAUAUCCUUGACAUAAUUGAGAAGGAAGGGGACUCUAUUGCUGUAAUUCUGCUGAGUGGAGUGCAGUACUACACAGGACAGCUGUUUGACAUCCCCAGAAUAACAAAGGCAGGCCAAGAAAAGGGUUGCUAUGUUGGCUUUGACCUGGCUCACGCUGUUGGUAAUGUAGAAUUGCAACUACAUGACUGGGGAGUAGAUUUUGCCUGCUGGUGUUCCUACAAGUAUUUAAACUCUGGAGCUGGAGGCCUAGCUGGUGCCUACAUUCAUGAGAAACAUUUCCAGACAAUAAAACCAACUUGCUGUGGAUCUUCAGGUGCAUCAAUCAAGGUGAGAUGUAUAAAUGACAACUGCCUGGCUCCUUUGCACCUUUGAACAACUCCUCUUUAAUGGCUCGAUGCCUCAGUUUCCCAAUGUGUAAAAAUGAGAAUAAUAAAACUCACCGACAAGAUUUGGUAAGGAAAAAAUAGUAUUUGUAAAGAGCCUGGAAUGGAAGGCACUAUGGAAACAGGUAUAUAUAUUGUAGCAUUUGCAGUUAUAAUAGAGAGGUUUGUUUAACACCAUUGUCUGAUGGCACAACUGAUAUGAAAAACAACCUGACUGAUUCCUGGGUGAGGGGGGGAAGAAAGAAUAAGUUUCUAGUUGAAUCCUUAUAAUAAGUACAGCACAAUUGAAAAAGAUGGGAGGAAAAUAAACAUAUUCAAAGCAGCUAGGAGAAUAAUAGAUAAACUUUGACAGAGGAGUAAAGGAAUACUGUACACCACCUAGUGUUUAAAUGGGAAGGAUUAAACAAACCUUUACCUGCUGCUGGUCUGCUCUAAAGUUAAGUUUAAAAUUAAUUAGUUUAUAUGAGGUGAUGGUGGAACAGGAAACAGCUGAUGUCCAAAAGGCAUCUAUUUUUUUUAAUAGAAACAAUAUUUCAAAGGAAAACUAAGGAGGACAUAGAUAUUUCAUACAAUUCUUGGUUAUUAGGCAAAAAAUUAACCAGAGGAUUGUCUUUCUUUUUGACUGCAACAUCCCUAACAAAAGCUCGAGGGUCUGGGUUCAUCUUUUCUCAAAAACCUUAUCCCAGUAUGCCUUCCAAGUAAUUAGAUCUUGGCUGAUGAUAGACAAGCAAAUACCAUCUAAGAUGACUGAGUCUUCCAAGGUAUGAGCACUCACAACUCCAUGGUAGGCUGGUAUGCUUUGAUAACAUUUUACUCUAGGCUUUUUGAUUUUUUUAUUAUUAUUUUCAUUUGUGAAAAUGGCUGAAGCUGCUGUAAAACAAUGUAACUGCCUGUCUUUGGGAAUAGACAGUUAGUCUAAGAAAUUAAAAAGUGGUUCUCAAACAGGGGAGCAAUAUUGCUUAGUCUAUGCUGGAAAAACAAAACUGACUGCUUUGUUUCAUGAAGGUGUUUAUAAGGACAAAUAGAAAUAUGGCUUGAUUUUCAUUGAACUUCUCUACUCUUAAAGUCACCCGGAUCUGCAUAUCCCAGCCCUUCUGUUAAUCAAGCCAAUAAACAGCAACCUGGGCAAAGAAAGGGUGUGAAUGGGGCAUUUGUAGAAGACUUCCAAGGAUGUGUGCUCAGUGAAGGGAGGUCAAAAGUCACUGAUAAAAAUGAAAAGGGUACAGUGUGUAGAAAGAUUUGUUAUUUGUACCAGUGGACUCAAAUUGUUCAUGGAACGCAACAAGUGACUCCCAAGUACAUAAACUAUCCUAGACUAUGGCAGAGCUAAACUAUUUCUCUGCCAAGUCAAUCAGAGCAAUUUAGCUCCUUAAGCUAAUUUAAAAAACAAAAGCUAAAAUCUCCCCUGGGAAGAGACAGUUUAGGAAUAAAGACACUGGCUAAUUAGGCUUAAUUGCAUUGUCUCGGGACAAGUGAUUUAUUAGGCCAAUCUAGACCCAUGAUGGGGCUGCAGGGUUAUGUUCUUGGAUUCACCAUUUGAAUGGCAAAUAUCCAAGAGAAUUAUUUAGCUUUGGAAGGAGUUUUAGGUUAGGAAGGAGAAGCAGGUUAAUGUGCACUUUUCCAUUCUAUCUUUUCAGCGUUGGAUAUCUGAUGAUUUCUUUCUUUGUCACAAUUACUGGUAUAGUUGAUGGGGGGAAGGUGCAAACAUGCUAUCUCUUAAUUUUAUUCAGGCUUUUGACACAAUUAUAUGUGACACUUUCAUAAGCAAACAAAAGAAAUGUCAUCUAAAUGAAAUUAUUAUAAUAUGGGUUCAAAACUGGUUGAAAGACUACACUCAAAAGGUAAUUAUCAAUGAUUUUGCUGUCAUAGUGGUGGGACAUUUCCUACAUAAGUCUGUCCUGAGUCAGGUAUUUUCUUUAAUAAUUUAGAUAAUGUUGUGGAAAUUGUGUGUAAAAACUUUGCAGAUGAUACCAGCUCUUCAAGAACAGGAUCAGAGUUCAAAAGAACCUUGACAAACUGAAGAACUGAUCUAAAAUGCAACAUAGACAAAUGCAAAGUACUACAUUUAUGAAUGAAAAAUCCAGUGCAUAACUACAAAAUGGGGAAUAACAAGCUAGGCAGGGGUGCUUUUGAAAAAGGCACAGGGUUUAUAGUAAAUCACAAAUUGAAUAUGAGUGUCAUAAUUGCAAAAAACCCUCAUAGGAUUCUGUGGUACUUCAACCGGACUGUUAUAUAUGCAUAAGACAUCAGAAGUAAUUGUCCUGUGCUACUUGACAUUGGUGAGACCUCAGCUAGAGUACUGUGAUUGGGGCACCCUUUUUCAUGGAAAAGGUGUGAACUACUUGGAAAGAGUCCAGAAGACUGCAAGUAAGGUAAAAAAAAGGUUUAGAAAACCUAACCUAUGAGCAGGAGAGUUGACAGCUUCUGUGGGCUCCUGUGCAAUGGGGGAAAGGGAGGAGGUGGCUCAGUGUGCAUGGAAGAGGUGGGGUGGGGGCAACCAGCCCUCUGUGCCACACUUUUGGUGGCAUUGCCCACUCCCCUAGUCCUCAGAGUUGUGCAGAGUGGCCCGGGGCUCCAGUUGUCACUGCUGCAGCGGCAGCUGCUGGGAGCCCUGGGCCCCUUUGAAUUGCUGGGGCCCAAGGCAAUUGCCCUCCUCCCUCUCCACCCCCACCUCAUUGGCAGGCUUUCCUAUGAGGAGAAAUUAAAAAAACUCAGCAUGUUUGGUCCUGAGAAAAGAAGACCUAGGGAGGUACUGAUAACAAUCUUCAUAUAUAUUCACAGUCUGAGGGAACAGUCAUCAGUUGUUCUUCAUGUCCAUGGCAGGUAGGACAGGAAGCAGUGGUCUUAUCUGCAGCAAGGGAAACGUAAGUUAGACAUUAAGAAAAACUAUGAGGAUAGGUAAGCACUGGAUUAGAUUUCCAAGUGAUGUUUUGCAGUCCCCAUCACAGGUGAUUUUUAAGAACAGGAUACACAAAUACCUAUCAGGGAUGGUCUAGAUAUGGUUGGUCCUGCCUCAGCACAGAUUAUUAGAUGAGACAGUGUCUCAAGAUCCCAUCCAGUCCUACAUUUCCCUGACUUAUUUAGAUGUUAAUAUCUCUGGGACAAGGAAUGUAUCUUUUUCAGUUUAUAAAAAGCUAGUGUUAUGUAGGAUUGUGACAGUCAGGCCAGAGGGUGACAGGAGAGUA
Pelodiscus sinensis (Chinese soft-shelled turtle) is the source of this 4526-nucleotide messenger RNA. Lineage: Eukaryota; Metazoa; Chordata; Testudines; Trionychidae. The record is from RefSeq and is a predicted model, not a curated record.